Molecule: messenger RNA, 2124 nt
Organism: Kwoniella mangroviensis CBS 8507
Lineage: Eukaryota; Fungi; Basidiomycota; Tremellomycetes; Tremellales; Cryptococcaceae
Exons: 11
Coding region: 1-2124 (707 amino acids)
Biological process (GO): reductive iron assimilation
Cellular component (GO): plasma membrane
Molecular function (GO): ferric-chelate reductase activity
Source: RefSeq, a predicted model, not a curated record
AUGUCCUAUUCGAAGUUCGACCUCUCACUCCUGAAAAGAACAGCCUGGGGAGGAGUCGAUGCCGAUCACCCAUUCGAGAUUCUCUCGAACUCCGAUCAAGUCCCACCAUUAUUGAUAGCCAUAUUGACCUUGAUCUUAUUUGGGUUUUUCUUUUUAUCCAACUUGCCCAAGGUGAUUUAUCGACUUUCAUCCAAUUCGAGGGGUGGUGAAUUAUUUAAUGGCAUCAAAUUAUCUCGUAAACCACCUUCGCCUUCACCUAACGUGUUAGGAGGAGGAAUCGCUUUGGCUCAGACUCCAAUUACUGCUCGAUCAAGAGCAUCAACUUUCGUUUCUACCUCUUUACCUCCACCUCUUCCUUCCUCUUCUCAAGAAGGUGUAGUAGGUGUUGGAUCGCCUACAUACCCUUCUCCAACUUAUCAGACUCCCGAUACUGCCACUCCCCUGCGAAGUUUCAAUAAUGGUAGCUAUCCUUCACAAUCAACUGACAAACUCAUCAAACGUACGAACCCACCGAAAAGCUUCCCUUCGUUGAGUAGCUUUAUCCCGCUGGGACACUACUUGGAUGCCUAUGUACCGUUCAUUGGGUAUACACUAGGACAGACUUUUGUCUGUCUACUUUGGGCUGGUCUGACUGCUUUGGGAUUGUUCUACAAUUGCGAUGUCGUUACCGAAACCGUUCGAUCAGGUUUCGUAGCUACCAAUCAACUCCCCAUCGUCUUUCUCCUUGCUGGCAAGGUGAACUGGAUCGGGUAUCUGGUAGGAAAAGGCUAUGAGAAAUUGAACUUCUUACAUCGAUUCGUCGGAAGAUGUAUCGUCAUCGCUGCCACUUUCCAUGCUGGUGGAUACCUGGUCAAAUGGAUGAAGAAAGGUGGCAUCGCCUAUGUAUCCGAAGCUUCCCAAAAAUCAUUCAUAACCGCCGGUAUAGUCGCCUGGGCCGCAUUCGCCUUUAUAGGUGUAACUUCCAUCCCAAUCAUUCGAAGGAGGAUGUACGCCUUGUUUUGGGCUUCACAUUGGAUAGGUUUCGUCACUGCUAUAAUAGCUUUGAGUUUCCAUGAACCUUAUACAGGUUUAUUUGCCACGAUCUGUUUAUUACUCUACACUCAAGAUUUGAUCCUUCGAUUAAUCUUGAAAACUCGUAUCGUCCCUGCCCGGAUCGUUGCUCUACCUGCACCAUCAAGCGACUUAUCCUCUGGAUCCACACAGAUCGUCCUACCUCUUCGAUCAGGUUGGAGAGCAGGUCAACAUGUGUUUAUCCGAAUACCCGCUUUGAGGGAAGUCGGCGGUCUGGCAUGGCUUGAGAAUCAUCCUUUUACGAUUGGUUCGGGUGAAGGUGGUGAAUUGGUUUUGAUUGUUAAAAAGGCCGGUGAUUGGACCAGAAAUCUAUACGAUUUUGCUCUAAGAGGUGGGAUUGCUCAACCGGCUUACCAGCGAAGACAAGAACAGAAGGAGGAAGAUCAAGAUGGGAUGAAUGAAAUUGAUUUUUCGCAAGAGGAUAAAAGAGAUUUGGCCUUGGAUAUGGGUAUGGUCGAAAGGGUUGAACAAGUUUUGGGAAGAGGUUGUAAAGUCCUGGUCGAAGGUCCUUAUGGAGGACCAUGCUCGACUGUCUUCGCGAGUUUUUCAGGGAUAAUGUUAAUUGCUGGAGGGAGUGGUAUUACCUAUUCUCUAGGGAUGUUCGAGGAUGUCAUUAGGAAAGCUGAAGAAGGACAUCUGAGAGCGAGUACCGUCCAUUUCGUAUGGGCAGUGAAGACUUAUGAGGACGCGCUUUCACUUUUAAGUCAUUUGGAAGAUCUCAAUUCCCGAGCACGAAAUACGACAUUCAAACCUCUUAUCACCGUAUACCUCUCGCGAUCGUUCCGUGGAGAAACCUUCACUCAAGGUAGUAUACGGAUCGUCACUGAACGACCGGACUUACCGACCAUCGUUAGAGAAGGGGUCAGUAAGACUAGGAUGGAUAGUUUGAGUUAUGCCAACUCCCCUGGAGCGAGUAAUCGUGGAUUGAUCGUGGGCAUUUGUGGGCCUAGACGGCUUAUUGAUGGGACUAAUCUGGCUGUCAGGAGUGUCUCGUGGAAAGAGAAGAAGGAUAUUGGAGGGAUCACAGUUCAUAACGAGACUUUUGGUUGGUGA